Molecule: messenger RNA, 1547 nt
Organism: Rhinopithecus roxellana (golden snub-nosed monkey)
Lineage: Eukaryota; Metazoa; Chordata; Mammalia; Primates; Cercopithecidae
Gene: IDO1
Product: indoleamine 2,3-dioxygenase 1
Exons: 10
Coding region: 93-1298 (401 amino acids)
Biological process (GO): 'de novo' NAD+ biosynthetic process from L-tryptophan
Cellular component (GO): cytoplasm
Molecular function (GO): heme binding; metal ion binding; indoleamine 2,3-dioxygenase activity
Source: RefSeq, a predicted model, not a curated record
AAACUCUGGUCAUUGGCUGUGGCAGCAACUAGUAUAAGAUGCUCUGAAAACUCUUCAAACACUGAGGGGCACCAGAGGAGCAGACUACAAGAAUGGCACAUGCUAUGGAAAACUCCUGGACAAUCAGUGAAGAGUACCAUAUUGAUAAAGAAGUGGGCUUCGCUCUGCCAAAUCCACAGGAAAAUCUACCUGAUUUUUAUAAUGACUGGAUGUUCAUUGCUAAACAUCUGCCUGAUCUCAUAGAGUCUGGCCAACUUCGAGAAAGAGUUGAGAAGUUAGACAUGCUCAGCAUUGAUCAUCUCACAGACCACAAGUCACAGCGCCUUGCACAUCUAGUUCUGGGAUUCAUCACCAUGGCGUAUGUGUGGGAUAAAGGUCAUGGAGACAUCCGUAAGGUCUUGCCAAGAAAUAUUGCUGUUCCUUACUGCCAACUCUCCGAGAAACUGGAACUGCCUCCUAUUCUGGUUUAUGCAGACUGUGUCUUGGCAAACUGGAAGAAAAAGGAUCCUAAUAAGCCCCUGACUUAUGAGAACAUGGACGUUUUGUUCUCAUUUCGUGAUGGAGACUGCAGUAAAGGAUUCUUCCUGGUCUCUCUAUUGGUAGAAAUAGCAGCUGCUUCUGCUAUCAAAGUAAUUCCUACUGUAUUCAGGGCAAUGCAAAUGCAAGAACGCGACACUCUGCUAAAGGCACUGUUGGAAAUAGCUUCUUGCCUGGAGAAAGCCCUUCAAGUGUUUCACCAAAUGCAUGAUCACGUAAACCCAAAUACAUUUUUCAGUGUUCUUCGCAUAUAUUUGGCUGGCUGGAAAGGCAACCCCCAGCUAUCAGAUGGUCUGGUGUAUGAGGGGUUCUGGAAAGACCCAAAGCAGUUUGCAGGGGGCAGCGCAGCACAAAGCAGCAUCUUUCAGUGCUUUGACGUCCUGCUGGGCAUCCAGCAGAAUGCUGGACAUGCUGCUCAGUUCCUCCAGGACAUGAGAACAUAUAUGCCACCGGCUCACAGAAACUUCCUGUGCUCCUUAGAGUCAAGUCCCUCAGUCCGUGAGUUUGUCCUUUCAAAAGGUGAUGCUGGCCUGCGGGAAGCUUAUGAUGCCUGUGUGAAAGCUCUGGUCUCCCUGAGGAGCUACCAUCUGCAAAUUGUGACCAAGUACGUCCUGAUUCCUGCAAGCCAGCAGCCACAGAAGAACAAGACCUCUGAAGACCCUUCAAAACUGGAUGCCAAAGGAACUGGAGGCACUGAUUUAAUGAAAUUCCUAAAGACUGUGAGAAGUACAACCGAGAAAUACCUUUUGAAGGAAUGUUAAUGUAACCCAACAAGAGCACAUCUUAUCAUAGCAGAGACAUCUGCAUAUAUUCCCGUCAUUACCCAUUGUAACAGAGCCACAAACUAAUACUAUGCAGUGCUUUGCCAAUAAUGCAAUACAAAAGACCUCAAAAUACCUGUGCAUUUCUUGUAGGAAAACAACAAAAGGUAAUUAUGUGUAAUUAUAGUGGAAGUUUUAUAAUCUGUAUCUUGUCAUUGGAAUAAAAUGAUUAAAUCAAAUAAAUAAAAA